Molecule: messenger RNA, 790 nt
Organism: Aspergillus novofumigatus IBT 16806
Lineage: Eukaryota; Fungi; Ascomycota; Eurotiomycetes; Eurotiales; Aspergillaceae
Exons: 3
Coding region: 74-619 (181 amino acids)
Source: RefSeq, a predicted model, not a curated record
CUUCAUUAAUUGCCCGGUCUAGGGAGUUUCUUUCCUCCGGUUCCUAUCUCUCCUAUAUUUAAUUACAAAGAACAUGGUGCCCACUCCUUCCAAACGUCUCAUAAAUAGGCUUCGACUCCCUAAAGCACCAUCCUGGGGUUUCGUGAUUUACCGCACCACAUACAGCCCUCAAUCCUACCGCCAAUUUCCCCGAAUCAUCGAACUAACAAAUUCCUGCAUAAAACGGGAAAUCCUCGAAGAAUAUGCAUGCGCCAAACACCACCCCAUCAUCAUCGAAGACCGCACCCGGCUCAAUGGCAUCUCGCUCCACGGCGUGCGAUCCCACUACGAAUCCUGGAUCGAUGACUACGCCGGCGGUAGAGGAAGAGAGAACUAUAACUGGGGCUACUCUACGCAGCGCCACGUGUGUCUUGUCGUCGACGAGGAGUAUUAUAAAAAGUGGUGGGUGAAGGCCGUUGAACCUUGGCCGGAGAUUGACGAGGUGGAGCGGGAGGCCACUGGCUUUGAUGGGACGAUGAAGGUCUCUGUUUUUUCGCUUUUUUGCUUGUGGACUGCUAUGUACGAUCCGUACCCCAUGUGGAUGCUGAGAAGGGAUGCGAAUGGGUUAUAUACUGGCUGAAAUUAUACCUAAUCAAGGGUUAGAUAGUACCGUACGGAAUAUGCAAAGCAAAAUCACGGUUUAUGAAGUAGCAGCAGAGACUGUGUUUAUAGCAGAGACGCUGCUGAACCUUUCUCGUCUACCUGUACUCUAGCUAAUGUAUAUCGUUUCCGGGACGCUCCCAUUGCGAGC